CAAAGAUGUUAUUAUCAUUCAGACAAUAGGGGUAUACAAAAAAUAUGAUUGUAGCGUACAGCAGCGCGCGCAUCUAGUUUUGUUGGUAAACGGGAAACCCGUGUAUAGCCCGUGAGUUUUUCAGGUCAGAGCAACUGCCCCUCAAAAUUCCUGUGCACGUCCCUGCUCGUCACCUUGUAGGCACCACCUUUACUAUUUUAUCUCUGUCUUUAUCCAUCUCUUAUUCUACUCUUCUUAAAUCAUUUCUCUCUCUCUCUCUCUCUCUCUAUAUAUAUAUAUAUAUAUAUAUAUUUUCCCCCUCUUUGUCUUUCUCAUUCAGUCUUUCUCUUUAUCUCACCAUUUACGCAAUUUGGUAGCCAUGGGAGUGGCUGCUCACCUGAGAUUAUGGCAUUGUGACAUUGUGCAAUUCACCGGCUCGUCUGUGCUGGCUCCUUGAAGCAUGUCUCUGAAUCGUGUGUGUCAUGCUUCACAAGUAUGGUAGGAAUCAGGCUACGCAAGUUUGAAUUACUGAAUAUUACUCAACUUGUGACACAACGGAGUAUGAGAUAUCAAUCUUUCGAAAGACAUAAGUAUGAGAAAUCAAUCUUGUUUUUCUGUUUAAGUAGCCUGCAAUUUUAACCAAAAUCUCAGGUAGACGUUAGUUGCUGUGAUUGAGGGUAUCGUGGAGCUAAAGUUGUUUAGCUGCUGCCUUAUCUCUAAUGGCCUGGCCCUGUCGCCACUGAGAAAUGUUUUGGAGCGUCUUCUGCGCCGCGCUUCCUGUUCUUAUAAACAGGAUGGCACAUGUCCUGUCUAAAUGAUGAAAUGACAGCGAUAAAUCAGCUCUGUGUGCGCUGUCCCAUUACAAAAUGACCCGAGGCCGAGUUUGUGGACGUGGGCUCUUGGUCUCGGAUAAACAGGAAGGAUACAUAUUUAGGGAACUGAGAGGGAACUGUACACACUCUCCUCCUUGUGCCUCCCACAGAAGGGAGAUUUAUGGUGACCAUGUCAAGGUAAAGGGAUCCAUCUAGGGUGAGGUGAGCCCCAGAUUGCAGUAAAUUGCAUUUCUUUCUGAAGGAGGCUUAUUUCCGCUAAUUUGCUUUACUUUGAAGGACAGGGCAAGUGCUCUUGGUUACCAUGGCGUCAGUGUGGUUAUUACGGUGGCCUAUUUCAUGCACAAUGACAUCACAUGCGUCCUUGACUAAAUAUCCUCAGAUCCAUCAGACAAAUAUCUAUGGUCAACAUUUACUGCUAUAACUUUUUGGACAGGGAAAUAUAUAGUCUGAUAUGUUGUCACUGUAACCUGUGAAGACCAUCGCCCUUCUUUUAAGUGAUUCCUUGUUUUGUGCUGUAAAGACGAUGGUGCAUAGAGUAUAUGUGCAACUACAUUGCCUUGUACUGUUAAACCACUUUGCUAUGCCUUUUAUAGAAUAUAUGUGUGAGCGUAUGGUACCGAUGUGUAAACAGAAAUGAGCAUUAUUGGGGGCCUUAUUCUCUGUGAUUUUUGGGAGGUGGCUGAUACCUUCUAGGACCAUUUUUUUUUUUGUGGUCAGGUCUUGCCCUGUCUCACUAUCAUUCUGUGGAAUCCUUGAUACUGAUGGCUGUCGAGAUAAAGUUAAUUUUAGAAAGGAAAGCUGUUUACUUAAAUCUCCUACAUUUCCAGGCCGUUAUCAGUCAUAUGAUAAUAAUUUCAAACUUGCAGUCUGUUAUAAACCUCAGAUAUAUUAUUCCUGUAUUAUGAUUGUUCCAAUGCUUCUUCAGUAUUCCAAGUUUACUGCUAUCGGUACUGUUCUUGUCAGCCAUUCAAAUUAACGUCAUACUAUGCUGUAAACUUGUACCCUAUUUAAGGGUUGUGUUUGUCACUGUAAUAAUAUGUACUCAAGCUAUAAAUCUGGAAUUUCUACAAAUAUCUGCAUAAGCUCUGUUUUUUGGGAAUAGCAUAUUGAAGUUCAAUAUCGUCUUUACUCAAAGUAUUUAUUUUUCUGAUGUAGGAAGCCCACCAAGAAGUCUUUUUUUUGGAUGUAUAAAAGCCCUGUGAAUGUGUGUAUCUAAGAUCUUUGAGAAACAUUGGAUAGGUUCAGGUUUGAUUAACUGUAGGUGCUUUGGCCUGAAAAAUCAUGUUCUUUUUAUUUAUUCAGAACCUUACCUUUUUCCAACUUGAAACUACACACAGCAAUAAGUCACAGAGUCUCUCAUAAUCACCAAAUGAGAACGACUUGGAAUUUUAAUUGGCUUUUAAAUGGGAAAGUGUUCAGUGAAAACGAAAAAAGUAAAUCUGGCAGGCAACCACACUGGGUUAUGGUUUAAUUAAGAGUACCGUUCUGGCAGCUGAGGCCCUUUCCCAAAUACACAAAAAAAACCUUCCCUUCUCCAACUGCUGCCCAGAUUCUCAGAAAGAAACGGUGAAGUACAUUCUGGAGACCUACUUGCAGGAGUAAUUUUGAAGUUAAGUGUCUUUAAAAUGGCAAUAAAAUUUCACAGAUGGGAGGAAAUGUUGGCCUUGUCCCUGAGGUUUUUUGAGGAUUUUAGUGCUAUUCACUUUCAUUCUCAGAUGUUUUGGCCUUUAUACUUUGACAGGUAUUCCUGAAAUUCUCAUUGACGUAUGCAAAGCUAUGCACCAUUUACAAUGACACACCAAACUAUUCUGAUGGACUUAUCCAGUGAUGCAUGCUAUGUAAUAGAAAGCGUCUUAAUCUGGAAUAUGUAUUCUGACCAACAGGAUCUGCAUAUAUUAAAACACCCAAUCUGUCCCCACUCCAAAACACACACACGCACAAUCUUCUGUUGGGGCUAAAAUGGGUGGAUGUCCUGUGCCUGGAGGGUGCCAUGGUGGGUGAGGGCGACGUGAGUCUCCUGGGCGUAGAGGUCGGAGGGCUGUCUUUGUUCUGAUUAAAAGAGCCCACUUCCACUGAUUUAACAAUUAAGGGGGGGUACCGAAGCCAAGAGCCCAGCUCUCACACAGGCAAAAAGAAGCCAGUCCCUGGGGACACGCACCUGAGAGUCGGAGAGCACAGCAACAUGGCUCUCUGGGCUGCCUCACUGGCGUCCCUUCUCCUGGCUGUUGAUUGCUGGCAUGACCUCGACAACUCAGAGUAUGACUGCUGGCCUAUUGCUGAGCCCAAUGAUUACAAUAUGAUAAGCUGCGGAGGACUCGAGAUGGCCUGGGUCCAACGGCCUCCUGAGAAAGUAACGGAGGGGGAGGAGUUCAAUGUUACCUAUUCAGUUACGGCUGCCGACUCCUUCUAUGAUUAUGCGGUGAAAAACAAGAUCUUCCAGUUCAGCGAUGCCUCGGAGGCCAAGCGCUUCUGUCACGAGCACGAGUGUCCCACGAACUGGAACAACGCUGACGAGCACAACUGCUGCGUGUACCACGCCAACAUCCACUCUUGCCCUCUUGCCCUCAUGAGGCAGGGGGGCAUAUGUGGACCCUGGAUCCCAGAUGAUGGCGAGAUUGUGACACACACUGUUUCAAAGGCAGGAAAGAUGAGUCAGCAACUCUGGACAUCAAAGGUCGUGCUGGUGCACUUAGGCGUGACGUCCCUUAUUGCCCAUAUCAAAGUGGGACAGUUGCACGCAGCACUGGAGUCCAAGGUUCUAGUCGUCAGUGCGCAAGUGUGUGGAGAUAACAUCUGUGAGCUGGAGGAGAGCUGCCUGAACUGCCCGGCGGACUGCGGUGUCUGCCCCAUGUCCAUGUCCAUUAAAGUUGCCAUUGGGCUCCCAGUUGCCUUAUUCUGCAGUGGCUUCAUCUUAACCAUUGUGUGGAUUCAGUACCAAAAGCAGAAGAUGUUUUGGGACGAGAGCUGGAUCAUCAACUACAACAACAUAAUGUUUGGUAAGAUGUGCUACAUGGGAUUCUGCAGCACCACCAGCCUACAGCCAGUGAAGAGUAGCUCCAGUGUGAGCCGGGCCACAGACGUCACCGUCUGCACCGUCACAAACUCAGGCUUCAAACCGGGCUUCAUCCAGCCAGGCAUUUAUGAUGGCAGAACUGUGGCCGUGAAAAACAUCCAGAAGAAGCAUUUUGCCCUCUCCAAGACUAUCAGGAAAGAAGUGAAGGAGGUUCGAGAACUGGAUCACCCCAAUCUCUGCAAGUUCAUUGGUGGAUGCAUUGAAGUCCCAUUUGUCAACAUCAUUACAGAGUACUGCCCAAAGGGAAGUCUUGCCGAUGUCCUUCUGAAUGAAGACAUCCCAAUCAAUUGGGGUUUUCGGUUGUCUUUUGCCACUGAUAUCGCUCGUGGCAUGGCCUACCUGCAUCAGCACAAGAUUUUUCAUGGAAGACUUCACUCUAGAAACUGUGUCAUCGAUGACCGUUGGGUCUGCAAAAUUUCAGACUACGGCUUAGAGGCCUACAGGAAGGAGGACUUUGAGGCCAUCAGUAACACUUUCCACUGUGAGAGCCCCUACCGGAUAUACUGUGCCCCUGAAGUCCUCCUUGGCAGCAGUUCCAACCACACCGCUCCAGCCGACAUAUACAGUUAUUCCAUCAUUUUGGUUGAGAUUGCGUCCCGCAGUGAUCUAAUUUCUGAGCAGACGGAGCUUGUAAAGCUAGACGUCAUGUGGCGUCCGCAGCUUCCUGAGCUGAAACCGGGAAAAGCGGAUACAGACUGCCCCGAUCAGAGUGAUUACUGUGAGCUCAUCAAAAAGUGCUGGACACACAACGCUGCCAUGAGACCAACCUUUGAGCAGGUGAAGAAGUUUCUAGACAAAAUGAACCCCCACAAAGUCAGCCCUGUAGACAUGAUGAUGAACCUGAUGGAAAAGUACAGCAAGCAUUUGGAGGCUAUUGUGGCUGAGCGGACACAGGAUCUUCUCCAAGAGAAACAGAAGACGGACCGCUUACUCUACAGUAUGUUACCAAAGCCAGUUGCUGAUGACCUUCGUCAAGGACGUACAGCUGAGGCUCAGAGCUACUCCAAUGCCACUGUGUAUUUCAGUGACAUAGUGGGUUUCACACAACUGUCUGGCUCCAGUACCCCCCAUCAGGUGGUGAACUUCCUCAACAAACUCUACACCACAUUUGACGAUAUUAUCGACAACUAUGACGUGUAUAAAGUGGAGACCAUAGGAGAUGCUUACAUGGUGGUCUCUGGCGUGCCGAACGAGAAUGGCAUCAACCAUGCAGGAGAGAUUGCGAGCAUGGCCCUGGACCUCAUCAGCGUGUGCCACGCCUUUAAGAUCCCCCACAAGCCCACCACACAGCUCGAGAUACGGGCUGGCAUCCACUCAGGCCCUGUGGUUGCUGGUGUUGUGGGAACGAAGAUGCCCCGGUACUGUUUGUUUGGCGACACGGUGAACACGGCGUCCCGAAUGGAAUCCACGAGCGAAGCUCUGAAGAUCCAGUGCAGUGCUCCCACGGCUGACCUCCUGUGUACCCUGAAAGGGUACAUACUGACCUGCCGUGGAUCACUUGUCGUCAAGGGCAAAGGGGAGAUGACGACUUGGUGGCUGGAGGCGAAGAGAGAUCUGUCUGACCCACUACAGGCGGACCGAGAGCCGUACGGGGUUCCAGUGCCCGUCAGCAACUAGCCAUCGGGAAAGUCGUGAAAAAAGAAUCAUGGACAAAAUACAGACUUAUAAACAUGUUCCAGUGUUGAAUAAUGUGAUAGAAGGGACAAAUUCAAAGAGGCACCUCAUGACAAAAAGAACAUUGUUCAGUAGUAUACAGUAUUGUAUAUGGAUUUUGGAACAAUGUUGCUAUUUUUUGUCAUCAAUAUAUUAUAUUGUAUCAAUGUUUUUUGUCAUCCCUUGUGAAAUGUGAAAUCCAAUAGCGUCUCUGUAGGCCUAUCGUUUGCUACGUCUGCUACGUUUUUAGAUGGUCAGAUGUGCGUGUAUCCAAAGAAUAACUCCAAUGCACUAUCCCAAUGUAUUUAAGGUGUUGUAGGCCUAUUGAACUGCCUUAGAAUAUAAGCACAAAUGUAGCGUAGGUUCAUGCCAAGCAAUUCCAGUGUUCUUAGUUUUAGGCUACAUCACUACUAAGUCUUAGACUACUUGAAUGCCUGUUGUUAGUGUGAUGUUAAACUCAACUGUAAAC
This is a messenger RNA of Alosa sapidissima (American shad), 6007 nucleotides long. RefSeq names its product atrial natriuretic peptide receptor 2-like. Gene Ontology annotation, biological process: cGMP biosynthetic process; protein phosphorylation; receptor guanylyl cyclase signaling pathway. The transcript is spliced from 23 exons. NCBI's taxonomy places the organism in Eukaryota, Metazoa, Chordata, Actinopteri, Clupeiformes, Clupeidae. Gene Ontology annotation, molecular function: ATP binding; guanylate cyclase activity; protein kinase activity. Bases 2995 to 5502 code for a protein of 835 amino acids. The record is from RefSeq and is a predicted model, not a curated record.